AUGGGCUUCUCCAGCUUUUUUAAACGCGGCCCUUCCGCCGAACAGCAGAUUCAAGACGCUGGGUUCGAGAUCUCCGAGUGCUCUGAGGAAUGCGAAACGUGUACCAGCAGUUUCCCCAAAAGUCUCUCUUUCAAAGACGAUGACAGUGCCUCGCUUUUUGGCUCCACGUCGCCCUACGGCUUGCACGUGGUGGUGCCUACCAAUAGAUCAGAUUGGGCCCAUGACGCCACGGGCAAAUCUGGGACCCUCGCCCACACUGUGGCAAAAUGGGCCGGCAGUGCCAAGUUUCCAGGGUUGGGCGAAAACUCGAAGAUCAAGGUCACGGUAAGCUCGCUUUCUUCGUUGAAGUUGGAGACCGAUGCCGAGUACAUGGACCAGAAAAGAGGUGACGUGUUGCUUCUCCCCUUCUUUGUCUGGGUGAGGAACAUCUCGCUCGAAAGUGCCCCGGGCGUGCUUGACAAAGUUGUUCCCAGCUUGAUCAACUUUCGGGACCAGGGGCUUGCGGACUUGCCGGCUCUAUCCUACUCCGGAUUCCCUGAAGUCGAUAUCCGGCCCGACCCAAGCAAGUCGUACGUCUUCCUCUGCUCGCAUCGCACAAGAGAUAAGAAGUGUGGCGUGACGGCGCCCAUCAUGAAGCGAGAAAUGGACAUGCACUUGAGAGACGUUGGGCUCUAUCGUGACACCAACGACGAUAGACCAGGCGGAGUGCAGGUGGCAUUUGUGAACCACAUUGGUGGCCACAAGUAUGCCGCCAACGUGCUUAUUUAUAACAAGAACUCGGGCAAAAACAUCUGGUUGGCCAGGUGCAGACCGCAGAAUGUGGUGCCAAUCAUCGACGAGUGUGUGAUUGGAGACGGCAAGGUGUGGCCGAAUAAGGUCAGACAGGUGCAAAAGUUCAAGGCCAUAGAAUGGUAA
This is a messenger RNA of Metschnikowia bicuspidata var. bicuspidata NRRL YB-4993, 915 nucleotides long. RefSeq lists its product as uncharacterized. The transcript has a single exon. The record is from RefSeq and is a predicted model, not a curated record. The coding region runs from base 1 to 915 and encodes 304 amino acids. NCBI's taxonomy places the organism in Eukaryota, Fungi, Ascomycota, Pichiomycetes, Serinales, Metschnikowiaceae.